AUGGUGAAGGCGGAACCCCGAGGAAACGGAGGUGUCCUGCCGAAGAAACGCAAACAUGUUCAGGAUGUAACCUUUGUGCCUGAAGUAAAGAGAGUUAAGCAGGAUCUUCUGGACAGUACUGCACUAGUUCGUCGUCCCACAGCACUUCCUUUUGCAAAGCGUCGGGCUGUCGAUGUCGUUAAUGAUGUCCUGUCACGACUUCAAGGUGGUGACCGUCAGAUUGCUUCUAUCUUGCUACGAGAGUUCUCAAUCGAACAUCUCCCAACUUUUACCGAGGACGUUUCUGAUGUUGUCAAUCUCAUAAUCACAUCUGCUUCUGUCACCACAUACGAUCAAAUCGCAAAGCAACUUCUCAGAAUGCUACUAUGUAUUAUGCAAAGAUUAGCUACAUCCUCCUUAUGGAAUGUUGUAGUUCAGCGUUUACUGUCAGAGGCUGGAAAAGAAGCAAACCUGUUUGCACGCUCGUACUUAGACGAUGGAUUGCUGCUUUUGCUAACAGAAGGACUCAACAGUGGUGCUAUAUCUGCAGAUUGCAUUCCUCUGAGAGUAUUGCGUUGUGCAGAUCGUUGUUUACACUCUACCUCGCAUACAUGUAGAUGUGCAGCUAUCGGUUUUCAUGUUGCGCGAGUAAUGAACAGAAGGCCUGAUUCAACGUCUCUGCUUAUUCUGGAAAAGUUGCUGUGUCAAAUGACUACGGAUAUGGAUUCAAGAGUUCGCCUUUCGGCAAUUGAAGGAUUGUCCUUACUCAGUGGGGUCGAGGAUGGGCUCACGAUCCAUGCUUAUAACACAGUUAAAAGCUUAGUUAAUGAUUCGCACAAGCAGGUCCGUAUCAUCGCCUUGCGGAUCCUCCUUGUAUUCGCUAACAAAAUACCUACUUUCCUCAUUACAAGUAGUUUCUCUGAUGCAGUGGAUGCUAAGUUGCAGCUUAGUGACGAUGCAUUUUCCAUCGUUUGCGAUGCCGUCAACGAUCAGGAGGUCAUGGUAAGAACAGAGGCGGCCACACUGCUUGGUCAAUUCAACACAGUUUCCGAUGCAUUUCUCGACCAAACUCUUGAUAAGAAAAUGAUGAAAACUGUGCAAGACGCGACUGGGCGCGAGCAGGUGAAAAAGGUUCACCAGUCGCGGUUUGCCAUCACACAAGCUCCACAAAAUCAGCAGCAAAGAGAAUCUCGCUGGAAGUCUCACUACCAAGCACAACCACGACAAAAACAAUAUGCGUCUGACUGGUCGUCUGGGAAGGAAUUGAAUGCGCGCUGUCCACCCAGUGGAACUACCACAUCUCCACAAGAGGACUCGGAAAGUAUAGUUCCGAGAGGCGCAUGUGGUGCUUUUGUUUCUGCCCUUGAGGACGAGUUCAUGUCUGUUCGACGUGCUGCUGUCUAUUCUCUUGGUCGGUUGGCAGCAAACAGACCAGCUUUUGCCACCUCAGCUCUUGAUCAUCUGUCUGAUAUGUUCAAUGACGAAAUCGUUGAAGUGCGCCUUGAUGCGAUUGCUGCGUUGACACCAUUGAUUGUUCACGGGGAAUUACAAAAGGAACAGUUGGAAACAGUUCUUAAGUGUUUGGAUGACGCAAUAGUGGAUUCACGGCAAGCUCUGCGUGAACUUCUAUGCAAAGCUGAGUUCGCUGAUGCAGAAUGUAUGCGAGUUUGCUCGAGAGCAUUGCUAAAUUGCCUUCAUCGCUUUCCUAGUGACAAGACUCAUAUUUAUAGAUGUUUGAGUGAAGUUGGUGCACGGCACGCAGUCUUCGUUCACGGGAUGGUUAGAGAAUUGCUUGGUCUACAUCUAGUUUAUGAUACUAGAGAGCAGCAAAUAGAUGACGUAUUUUAUAUCGCCAAGCUCAUAUUGAUUUUGAAUGCUGCUGCCAACUACGAACCAAUAGUUUCCUUGCUACCUGAAUGUGUUCUCAAGCAUUAUCGAUAUUUGCGUGCGGCAGCACCUGAUCUUGUGCCACCUAUCAGGGUUUUGGAAAAAUCCAGCGCAAGUUUGACGUCACUUGUGCCUUUAUCUUCUAAAGAACAACCUGCUACGACGUCAGACAUAUUACUGAACACGUACGAAAGGUUACAGGAGGUUAUUCGAGAACCAACUCUAGCCGAUAGAAAUGCACUGCGAAGAUGCAUCGUCGAAGAUGCUAAUGCAAUCAGCGCUUUCAAUGAACCUCUAGCAGGCGCAUCCCGAUUUAUUGCGAGUCUGUGUGAAAUAACCUCGGCAUUAGAAUCGCUAACGCAAGUGGUAUUGAGAGGUGGUGGUGAUAUAUCAGAUGCAGCUAAUACAGUACAUCAAGAAUUAGUACGGGUUCGAUGCGCGGAGUAUCAAUUCGCCGGUAUACCUCCACAAAUGGCUUCGUUCCUUGUUGAAGCAGGCCUGUUCUUAUCACUGCUAGAAUUAUUCGUAGAGAUGAGUAUCUCGCCAGAACGAUAUGCACAAAUAGUGCUGAGAAUUCGUGGAGUUGUUACAGAUGCUCAAAAUCGAUGGGGAAUGGUUGGAGCACCGUGUGACCAAGCGUUAUCGCUGAUUUCGGCCAUACUGGAACCACUCGACUGUGAGCAGGCUGAUGGCAAAAAAAUACUCUCCGUUGGGACAUUUGGACAUCUGCUCGCUACGCAUGCGCCAUUUCUGCCAGACUCUUUUCCUGAUGUCGGCAAUAUUCGUUCAAAAUGGGCGCAGAUUUCUGAACCAAAUCGUGAUGUUGCUGUAGAAAAGCCUCUUCGUUUUGUGGCGGGACUACCGUGUGCUGUUCGACUUGUGGCUUCCCUUAACUACCUCGACGAAAACGAUCUGCGAAACCUCCGUGUACAGGUCGACUAUCCCAAUAACUCGCGCGACUAUUUUCGUCCCCGGCCGACGGACAUUUCCAAGGAAGGAGACCGUAUAUCAUCCCUAGUAUUGAUCUCAUCCUCAGAAGCGUGGAGUGAUGCAGCUGAUGUAACACUGACACUUGUUCUCCUCGCCAGCUCAUCAUCCCAAAAAAUAGUUGCGGUUCCGUUACUGGACUCACCCAGCGGUGCCCAACCGUCUUCGGAAACGAACGAGGAAUCGAUAGUGACAUUGUUCACCCAUAACAAAGAAUACAAAGUUCUUAACAACACGAAGAUUGCUAGCACUUGCAUCGCACUUGCACAACCCUGA
Molecule: messenger RNA, 3129 nt
Organism: Necator americanus (New World hookworm)
Lineage: Eukaryota; Metazoa; Nematoda; Chromadorea; Rhabditida; Ancylostomatidae
Exons: 27
Coding region: 1-3129 (1042 amino acids)
Biological process (GO): snRNA processing
Cellular component (GO): integrator complex
Source: RefSeq, a predicted model, not a curated record